Messenger RNA from Debaryomyces fabryi, 2487 nucleotides. RefSeq lists its product as uncharacterized. Bases 1 to 2487 code for a protein of 828 amino acids. The record is from RefSeq and is a predicted model, not a curated record. Gene Ontology annotation, molecular function: GTPase binding. Lineage: Eukaryota; Fungi; Ascomycota; Pichiomycetes; Serinales; Debaryomycetaceae. The transcript has a single exon.
AUGGAUGCAUGGGCAGAUAACUCUGCUGGAAUGGUGUCGCUUACAUCUCCAGAAGUAGGGAUUAAAGGAGGAUCGCAUAUUUUGAAUUACUCCGACCCUUUGGUAGCUAAAGUUAUAGAGUUCAAAAAAGAAUUACAAGCAGAAGUAGAGACAAACAUUGAAAAUGAAGAAUCCAAUAACAAGCCAAUUAUUGAGAUGAUGAUUGCAGCAUGUGAUGGGGACUUGGUUACGUUUGAGAGCGUAGCUAGAUUGCACCCGGAGUUGAUCAAUACAUUGUAUCCUAGUGAAGACAGCGGCAUAUCGAGUUUAAUUUUCGCCAUAUGUUUUGAUCAAUAUGCCAUUGCCGAGUCUAUCUUAGCACAGCACAACGGAGACCCCGACUUGCAUGAUACGCUUGUGAAUAAUUAUACGCCGUUAAUGUGGGCUAUUUAUUUCAACCAGUUGGAUAUGGUGAAAUUAUUACUUAAUCAUCAAGCAGACCCAUACAUAUCGCCUAAAGACGACGACAAGACGGCCAUAAGUAUGGUGACACCAGGGAAGAGUCAUAUUUAUGAAUAUUUCAAGAACCACAACUUAUUGAAACAGAAGUCGUCUUUGGAUAGCGAGGAUUAUUACGAGUCAGGAUUCCAAUAUCAGGAAGAUCCUUUAGUUGACAAUUUGACGAACCAGAUUAAGUUGCAGAGUAUCACGGCUACUUCUGGGUAUCUAGAAGACGAGGAUCAUGAUCAACCAUCAGAAGAUCUUGAUGAAGAGCAAGAAUUGGCUAAUGAUCCAUUAAUUACAUCUUUAAAAGAAUUUGAUUAUGAAAAGUUAUUACCAGAACAAUACAUCAAAUUUACUGAUUCUGAUAUUCCAUCAUUAUUAGACUACAUAUUUGAUUUGAGAACCAAGAAGCUCGCAUUUCAGCAUGAUACCAAGAUCCCAGCGGCCAUUGUAUUUCAAUUGUUGAGAUAUGCAUAUUUAAAAGUUGAUAGCACUGAAUUGUCAGAAUUUUUAUUUGAUUGUUUUACUGCAAGAUUAAGGUCUGUUACUAAUACAAAGUCAGGUGUCUUUAAUAUGGCGACAGCUGAUGAUAAAGAAAAAUCAACUGGCUCAGGUGAUAUUGUACUUUUAAGUUACUGGUUGUCAGUUAUACAAUUUUUACACUUUUAUUUAAGCAAGAAUGGCUUUUAUACGAAAUUUCCAAAGUUUUUACAAGAAUUAAUCAACUUGGUUCAAUCAUUAAUAGCUACAUUAUCAUUUUCAAUUAACUCAAGAUUGAAUUUGUUGAUCGAUGAUUGCAUAUUAGACUUCACUAAUUUAGUCGAUGUUUCUAAUGUAUUAUACGCUAAGGAUUGGAAUUUUUUUAAAGGUAAGCGGAAAUUCCAUCCAAGCACAUAUGAAGAUAUUUUCGAUAUGUUGUACCCUCCAUCACAAACUGAAUUGAUGAAACCAUCUCCAAUUAGGUAUAUCCAAGUCUUAAAUGCUUUGGAUUACGUAUUAAAAUUACACCAGGUUAAUACUUUGAUCAAGUUUCAAACCUUUUCUGAAGUAUUUUACUAUAUCAACUCAAUUAUUUUCAACAGGAUCAUCUCACAGUCUAAAUACUGUACAAGAUCAAAGGCUAUUCAGAUCAGAUUGAAUAUUUCUACUUUGGAGGAUUGGCUAAGAUCUCAUAACUAUAAGAACUACAAGCCUGAUAAAAUUGGACAAGUUUCAAUGUUGCUAGGUCCUGCAAACCAUCUGAUGCAUCUCAGUAACCUUUUAGAGGAAACAAAUGAUAUUAAAAACCCGCAUUCAUUAUCGUUCUACUAUAAUUCUUUAUAUCAUAUUGGUAAGACGCAAUUGCAACCAACUAUCGAGUUGUUACAAUGGCUUCAGUGCAUGUCGCUGUUAACCGACGAAGAAAGUUUGAUUAUAACUAUUAAUCAGUUCGAUUAUUUAAACUAUUAUCAAUUAUUCAAAAUAAUGAACAAAUUAUACAAAUACGAAGUCAACGAGCCAAAACUUCCCAAGACUUUGACCAAUUUAAUUAAGAAUUUACAGAAUCAAAAGGGUGAAUCUCAAGUUUCGCAGAGCAACUUGCAUUACAUGACCCAAUCCAACUUUUUGCUGAAAGAAGUCUACAUUUAUUUAAAUCCAAAUUAUGUGUUUGCGGUGGCCUUACCAAAUUUAAAUGAACUAAUUAAUAGUUAUGGAUCUGGAAUUGGCGGUGUUAAGACAUUAAGAGCUAAGAAAUACCAACCUUCCUUACCAUUGAAUGUUGUAGAUGAUGUGGACGAGAUUUUGACGCAGAAUAAAAAUGAUGUUAAUGACACUUUUGACUAUGAACAGGACGAUAAUACGGCAGACGGAGUAGAAGAGGAAGAAGAAGAAUCCGAGCGUUCGGCUAAAGAGACCAACCAAAAGAGUUUCAAGGGGGACGAACUUUUUAAAGAGGUUCAACUUCCAAGCUCGCUAGUUCAUAAGAACUGGGGUGAUGAAGAUAUCGAAUCAAACCCGUGGUAG